Messenger RNA from Effrenium voratum, 2379 nucleotides. Lineage: Eukaryota; Dinophyceae; Suessiales; Symbiodiniaceae. The record is from the annotation of a GenBank genome assembly.
AUGGGAUGCCUGCUGAGGCCGCAUGGGAAGCCUGUGGUGCGUCCCUUGCGCCUUCGCUACGACACGGAGAGCCGUCGCUGGGUGGUGGCCGUGACGGAGGGCGUGGAAGAGGAGUUCCCAGCAGAAGCUGGUCCCGUGGAAGCCAGGCGCAAGGCGGUGGAGUUUUGCUGCCAGAAGCUGAAGGAGUUGGAAAGCCAGGCCGACCAGCUGGAGAACGAGAAGGAGAAGGCGGAGAUCGUGAAGCUCAGCGAGCGAGUGAAGGCCGCGUUCCCGGAAGAGCUCCAGAAGCGCCGGGAGAAGUCCCAAAAGCUGGGGAUUUGCCGAGGCCUGGAGUUCCCCAGCAUGCAGUUGCUCAUCCAGUACGGCAACGGCAAGGGCACUUUCCAGUGGCCGGUAAAGGUGCGGCAGUCCUUCCCUGGGUCUCGCACCACUGCGCAGGCGCCCUACACCGCGGAGGUGGAGCAGAAGUUCGAGAUCCAUCGACCAGUCCACCCAUUUCAGCUCUCCUGGCGCGUGUGCUUGGACAAGCGAGAUGCCACAGGCAGCUUUGGCAUAGGCAACUUCCGGAACCCGGCGGGACUGGUGGUGUCAUGCCCCUCCAAGAGCGCCUUCCAGAAGCUGCAAAAGCACCAGGCAAAGCACGCCAUGGAGGCAGCCGUGAUGCAGAGGAAGCUGCAGCAGGAGAGCAGCAGCAGCGCUUGGCGUUGCUACUGGCAGAAGCCAGCGAAGAGGAGGCCAAAGCCAUCAACCAGCGCGUGGCGGCGGAGACCAAAGCGGCGCUGGCGGAGAGCGCUCGUGCCGCCGAGCAUUCCCUGUACACCAGGUGGGCCCGGCGCCUGGAGCGCCUCGCAGUCUUCUCCAGUGCUCAGGGCCGGGAGGACAAUCGCAGCCUGGUCCAACUCGAAGGCCUCACGGUCCUCCCCAACGAGGAUGGCUCCAACGCUUUGCCCGUGCUGCUACUCCUCGCCUUCUUCCGCCCUCGCAGCUGUGGGGCCUCGACUCAGGGAGGUUGCGCAGCAUUGUGCGACCUGGAUAGCCAGGAGGUGCGAGCAGUGUCAAUGUUCGGCCACGCAGAGGAGUUCGCGCUGGGUGUUGCCCAUCACGGGCAAGCGGAAGCUGAACCUCGAAGACCUGAAGCAUGUCAACGAGUUGCGACAAGCCGUGUCUGCUGCUUUCGAGGUUGACGAUGGCGAGGAAGCCAAGGACACGAAGGAGAGGAGCAAGCCCAGCCGAAGCCGGGUCGUGAUCAAGGAGAACACCGAGACGACCAGGGCCUUGGGCCUGCUGCUUGGCUCCGUCGGGCUCCCGAAAGUGCCCUUCGAGGAGGAGGAGAGCAAGGAGCAAGCGGAGGGCGAGGCCUCGAAGCGUUUCCUCGGCGACGUGUGGAUCGACCUCGGGGAGGAUGGCGUAGACGAUGAUUCAGCUGCGUGGGAGCAGGACCAUCUCUUCGUACGCUGGGACGCGCCAUUGCCCGGCGGCUCCGCGUCCCCGGUCUUCCUUUCCUUCGAAGACUUGGGCAGCCCAGGCAAAGAGCCGGAGCGCGGCUCGCCGGAGCCGGAGGCGCCCAAGGCAGAUGCAACGUCCACGCCCAGCGAAACGCAGAGGUUCUCCUUCCUGCCUGAGCUGUCCCUGGGUCAGGCGCUGAAAGAUCGAGCGGAAUCCUUCAAGCUGAUGCAGGCAGAGGCGCGGGACCUCAUGACGCAGGGCCGGCCAGACAUAAGGGCUGCCAAGGAUCGGGUCCGGAAGCUCCGGCGCAUGGCGAAGUUUGUGGACACCUUCAAAGAAAAGUCCACCUCUGCGUGGAACCUCGCCAUGAAGGCGGAGGAGCCCAUGGGGGUGAAGCAGGCAAUGAAUCUUGCCACCCGCAUCAUGCAAGAUCUUGGUGCUUCCUAUGCCGAAGUUGAGGCAGGCGCCUCCUUCGUACAGGAGCUACACCAGCAGUCUGAUAGCCGGCUGCAGCGGGCUGAGAGCUGCAACAAGAGCGCGCCCCACAUCUGGGCCAGCGCCAUCAAAGCGGCGCGGCUCAUCCACGAGAAGUUGGCUUUUCAGUGGAAACUUGCCUCCACCAUCCUGAACCACUCCACCAACUCCAAGCGCGUCAGCUACAAGAAGGCGGAUGAGACCGUCCGGCUGGUGAACGAGAAGCUGCUGCGCUGGAAGGAGGAGGCCGAGAUCCUGCAGCAGGAGGCGCGAGAGGAUGAGCUCGCGCGGCAGGCCAGUCUGCGAGGCAUGCGCUUGCCCAAGGUGGAGGCAGAGCGGGCAGAGAUGGCUCGGCGACAGGAGGGCUGGAGCGGCAACGCGCACAAGCCAUCCAGUGGGGACGGCACCUUGUGCAGCCCAUGCCGCAUAUGGCACCUCCUCCCGCAGAUGGGUCCAUGA